Molecule: messenger RNA, 1197 nt
Organism: Abrus precatorius (Indian licorice)
Lineage: Eukaryota; Viridiplantae; Streptophyta; Magnoliopsida; Fabales; Fabaceae
Product: RNA-binding protein 1-like
Exons: 6
Coding region: 102-791 (229 amino acids)
Molecular function (GO): mRNA binding
Source: RefSeq, a predicted model, not a curated record
CUUGAGAGUGAAUUCAUAAAAAAAGAGGUGGAGUGUGUUAUAUUGCAAUAGUCCUUCAUUCCCUUGUUUGGGUUGCGGUAGAGAGAGAGAAGCGCUUGUCGAUGGCGGAUCCCUACUAUUCAUACGCUUCUCCCGCUGCCCCUGACGGAGGGCACAUUGCAAGAACUAGUUUUGCCGCUUAUGUACCAUCCAAGGUUUCUCCUCAUCCUCGUGUAUCAGAUUCUGCUGAAUUGCGGGGCAUUGGAUCAGAUUACCCGCAGAGAGAUAUGAACUUGCUGCAAACGGGACCUUACAGUGUUGAUGAAACUCUGGGCUCCAGAAUUCAUUCUGAAUCUGUUAAGGGUUAUUCAUCUCUUGGAGAUCAUAAUCCCAGUAAACAAAGGGAUACUCCAUUGGGCAUUAAUCCAGGUGUUCCUGAUAUGAGCAGUGAAAGAACAAUCUCUAAAAGCAGUUACGAUGGUCUUCAAAAUUCAGUAGGGGACUCGAACAUUCUGUUUGUCGGUGGACUCCCAAAUGAUUGCACUAGAAGGGAAGUUGGACAUCUUUUCCGUCCUUUUAUUGGCUAUAAGGAUAUCAGAGUUGUACACAAGGAGCCUAGACGUAGUGGAGACAAGGCUAUGACUUUGUGUUUUGUGGAGUUUAUUGACCCCAAAUGUGCUCUCACUGCCAUGGAAACUCUGCAAGGCUACAAGUUUGAUGAUAAAAAACCCAACUCACCGACCUUAAAAAUACAGUUUGCACAUUUUCCUUUUCGUCUACCACCUGAUCAUGGCAACGGUUCAUCAGUAUGACACACUCACACCAACUGGAAAUUCAUUUCUUGGGUGAGAAAGUAUACGCUUCUCAGAUUUACUAUAUCAGAUGGAGAAAUGUACUCCCUAGAUUCAAAAUUUACAUGAGACCUGGCUGGUGAAUAUAGGAUGCAAGAGUUCUGGCAACAAGCCAAAUUUUUACCAGAAUGUUUAUUAGAAUUUUCAUGAUGAUUUAUCGGCCUCUACCAGUAAAGCCUCUCUGAUCAUGGGAAUAAGGCUGUGGCUUUGUACAAAACUGUUUUGACCCUCGUAGAUCUCAGAACAGUGAGAGGUUCAUGUAUUUGACCGCCCUUUUAAAUUUUCAUGCUUAAGCAAGUAGUUGUAACAAUAGUCAGGGCUUGUGUGAAAAAAAAAAAGCGAUAGUUAGGAGUUGGUUUAAUCUUAU